CUGCAGAUGGCUAGACUGGAAAACACAUUUCCUCUUAAUUUUGAUUCCAUUAUUCUAUGUGUGACAGUCGUUUAACGCACUAUAACAGAAUUUGUAAACAUUAAAUUAUAUGUAAUCUUCUUUGAUUGUGAAUAAAUUUUAGCUAUUUCUGACACAAAAUAACCGUAAAAUAGCGAGAACUUAUGUUUACUAAAAUCGAAUUAAAAUCUUUCAUGCAGUAAUUGUGUAAUCCCUAUACGCGAUUUUUUACAAGACGGACGAUUUAUGUUACAAAUAUAAUGAAUUAUACAAAAAGAACUAAAAAUCCCGAUGCGAUCGACCAAUGGUUAGAAUCGCACGGGUAUUAUCGAAAGCACACAGCUCGCGACUCCACUUGUUUAUUCAGGGUGUUUUCUGAGCAGCUAUUUCUAACACAAAAAUACCAUAAAUUAGUGAGAGCCGAGUGUGUAAAAUACAUGAAAGAUAACGCUAGUUUGUUUGAAAAUGAUAUUGACGGAUCUCUAGAAGUAUACCUUGAAGCGAUGUCUGAAAUAAAUGAAUUUGGGGGUUUGCUAGAAAUUGCUGCAAUGAGCAGAUUAUAUCAAUGUGAAGUAUUUAUAUUUGAAAAAACAACUGAGCCGCUCAAUGUUACUAAUAACGGUUUUUCUAAAAGAGUACUAAUGUUCCACGCUGAUAAGCACUAUGACUCUGUGUUCCAUAAAACAUACAUACAAAAUGCUGCUUUUUGCCAAUCUCUGGUAUAUCAAACUUUAUAUAAGUUUGUUUUUAAAUUACCUGAUGUGGAUUUUGCUGUAAAUAAAAUGCUUCAUGAAUCUUCUGGUGUUGGUGAUAUGAAAUCUGAAAUUCUGCAACAAGUCAAUGAAGAUAAUCAAACUCGAUGCACAGCUAUCAAUAAUGAAAUAUCUCAAUGUGAAAUGGAAGCAGAUCCAUUCAGCACAUUAUGUGUUCUAGAAGACAUUUCCAAAUGCAUGUUUCAUUAUCAUGCUCUAAAUAACACUGCUUUCAGUAAAAAAGCAUAUAUGAAUUGUGAUAAUCAAGAACCAAAUUCAGCUGAAAUUUUUCAACAAAUUGAUACUAAAUGCUCUAAAACAUGUUUCACCUCAAAUAAUUAUGGUAGUGAAAUAAUAAGCAAUGAAAAUAGUUCUUUAGAAAUUCAAGAAGCAAAUUAUAAUACAAAUGAAACCUGUUACGCUUCUAUGAUACCAGAAUUUGUAGCGAGGGUUUUAAAUUUGACUGAUUUUCAUGCUACAGAUUCAUCUAUUUCUUGUGUGAAGCAAAUGCUAAAAGAAAAUCUAACACCUUUUCCUUACAAAGUUGCAAAAGCUUUAGAUUUAGAUAUAUACAGGAAUAUUGAAUUUGACACAUGGAAUGAGGUCAGAAGAGAAAUGCGGUAUGGCAAUUGGUACAAUGGUGGUACAAAUUUACAAGUUGGUGUAAAAUGUCUUGUAAAGCUGUCAGAAUCUCAACUAACUUGGUAUCAUUGUCAUAUACAAGAAAUGUCGUCGAGUGGAGAACCAUGUGUUGUUUUUAUAGAAGAAUUAGGCGAAAAAAGAUCAGUACCUCGUGAUUUUUUACAGCCACUGCCUUUGGAGCAGGUUAAACCCUGGGCUUUGCCUUAUCGCCAUUAUAGAAAUUUGGCUUCCACUAUCCAAAAUUCAAAAUUGUUUUCAUUUGCUGAGUAUAAUAAGAUGAAGAAAAGUAGAAUGGGUAAAUCACGCAGGGUUAAGGACUCACAUUUAAGUAAUUCCAAGAAUAAUAUUACUCAAUAUUUAUUACAUAAAAACGAUAAAAAUCAGGCAGAUAACUCGUUGAAUGUGCAAGACAUCAAUAAAAUUGACACUGAUUUUGAUAAACUUAAUAAGCUACAGGAUUACCCAUCUUUUCAAUUUCGAGAAAAUGAUUUGGUGUCUAUGCCAGUUUCAGUAAUUAUAGAUGACACUGGAUCUGCUCUGAACUCAAAUCCCCAACUUAAUAUAAACAAAGUUUCUAGUGAAUCUUUUACGAGUGUAAUGUUUAAUAAUGAAGUGCAAGCAUCAUAUGUUAAUCAAUCAUUUGCCUAUUCAUAUCCCAAUUCAUAUGUUUGGCCUGUAAAUCAAUCUGCUCCUACCUACAUGCCUGAUAUCUCUAAAUCUCAAGUUUGUGCCUUUGAAUCUGAAACUCCAUCUUUUCAAAUGCAAGAAACUGCUAAACCUAUGCAAUAUAUGAACAGUACUGAUAACGUCUCAUCUGAUUCUUUAAAACCGCAAUAUAACUUCCAAGAAAAUUGUAGGAUUGAUGAUUAUACAACCGAUGCUGUUAAUUAUUUAGCACCUAAAAGUACUUUAUUCUCUGGUGCAGAUUUGCCAUUUAAUGAUACUGCAACAUUAAGAUUUUUUUAUAACCUUGGUGUUGAUUAUUUUAAUUCGACAUGCAUUAUUAGGCACCCAUUUAAAGAACUAGAAAAUCGCGCAGACAUAACUAAUCCAAAUGAAGAAAAUGAAAAUAGUUGCAAAUCUACCAUUGUUUAUGAAUACAGUAAUCCAGAUGAGCUAUGCAUGAAAGUUAACAAUAAGUUAUCUUCAGAACUGAAUCUAAAACAUUCAAACAACUUGUUAAUUGAAAAACCUUAUGGUAUGUAUAGCACAAUGGUGCCUUUUUAUCCAGUGGAAGAAGGUAGAAACUUAUAUGUUGCGCAUUAUAUGGGUAUGCCUUUUGGUGUAGUCUCUCCAAGCUUUGAAGGCCAGAUAGAAACUGUAGUGGAUCAGAACUUGAAUGACGCAAAUUUUUCUCGUCCCAUUAUCUAUCAAUCAAAUCAAGUUCCGCUAUUUACUGAGCCUUCUUCACCAGGAUAUUACCGAAAUCAAGUAUGGUAUCCAGCACCUCAGUCUUCUUACUCUGCUCAAGUUCUUCCAUCUAGUCCAUAGUUAUUUCAUGAAAUUUGAAACAUGAAAGCUCUAUAUAUUUUAUAAAGGUAUAGAUAAGUUAAUGAUUAUCAAUCAUAUAGUUACUUCACGUUUUAUUUCUUGAUAAUAAGAAUUAUGUUAUUUU
This is a messenger RNA of Ctenocephalides felis (cat flea), 3027 nucleotides long. Its product is annotated as protein ovarian tumor locus-like. Lineage: Eukaryota; Metazoa; Arthropoda; Insecta; Siphonaptera; Pulicidae. The record is from RefSeq and is a predicted model, not a curated record. Gene Ontology annotation, molecular function: cysteine-type deubiquitinase activity. Gene Ontology annotation, biological process: protein deubiquitination. Bases 279 to 2903 code for a protein of 874 amino acids. The transcript is spliced from 13 exons.